CCUCGACGUCUCCAGCCAUUGGUGUCUGUGUCAUUACUAAUAGAGUCUUGUAAACACUCGUUAAUCACGUAAGGCCGCCGGCCUGGGGCUCCGCACGCCAGCCGGUGGCGGGUCUUCCCCGCCUCUGCAGCCUGGUGGAAAGGAGGUGGGAGGAAAGAAGGAAGAGAGAGCGGGAGGGAGGGAGGGAGGGAGGAGGCAGGCCCGAGGCAGGGACCGCCUCAGAGGCAGAAGCGCCGCGAGGAGCCGGCGGAGCACCGCGGGCCGGGGCGCAGCCACCCGCAGUUCCAGCGCCCCCUCAUCCCCUGCGCCAGCGCGGCGCCCCCCGGCAGCCUCCAGCGUCCGUCCCCGGGCAGCAUGGUGAGGUUCGCCGUCGGGCCCUCGCCACCAUGUACGUGAGCUACCUCCUGGACAAGGACGUGAGCAUGUAUCCCAGCUCCAUGCGCCACUCCGGCAGCCUCAACCUGGCCCCGCAGAACUUCGUCAGCCCCCCGCAGUACCCGGACUACGGCGGCUACCAUGUGGCGGCCGCGGCCGCCGCCGCCGCCAACCUGGACAGCGCGCAGUCCCCCGGGCCGUCCUGGCCGGCCGCCUACGGCGCCCCGCUCCGAGAGGACUGGAACGGCUACGCGCCGGGGGGCGCGGCGGCCACCGCCAACGCCGUAGCUCACGGCCUCAACGGGGGCUCCCCGGCCGCCGCCAUGGGCUACAGCGGGCCCGCCGAUUACCAUCCGCACCACCACCCGCACCACCACCCGCACCACCCGGCCGCCGCGCCCUCCUGCGCCUCCGGCUUGCUGCAGACGCUCAACCCCGGCCCCCCCGGGCCGGUCGCCACCGCCGCCGCCGAGCAGCUGUCGCCGGGCGGCCAGCGGCGGAACCUGUGCGAGUGGAUGCGGAAGCCCGCGCAGCCGGUGCUGGGCAGCCAAGUGAAAACCAGGACGAAAGACAAAUAUCGGGUCGUGUACACGGACCACCAGCGUCUGGAGCUGGAGAAGGAGUUUCACUACAGUCGCUACAUCACCAUCCGGAGGAAAGCCGAACUGGCCGCCACGCUGGGGCUCUCGGAGAGGUUAAAAUUUGGUUUCAGAACCGCAGAGCAAAGGAAAGGAAAAUCAACAAGAAGAAGUUGCAACAGCAGCAGCAACAGCCGCCCCCUCCUUCUGGGCCACAGCCUCCCCAGCCACAGCCAGGGCCACUGAGAAGCGUCCCGGAGCCCCUGAGUCCCGUGUCUUCCCUGCAAGGCUCGGUGCCUGGGGUUCUGGGGCCAGCUGGGGGCGUGUUAAACCCCACUGUCACCCAGUGACCCGCAGCGGCCUGCAGUAGCAAUUUCAGGCUGAGCCAUGAGGAGCAUGGACUCUGCUAGAACCCUCAGGAAAGACCCCCCUCCCUUCUCACCCACAAAUGUUCACCAGCUGACCUAGCCCUCAGAGCAGAAACAGACGGGGGCCUGGGGGAAAGAUGAGUGUGGUUGGGGUCCUCAAGGAUGACAUUCUCCUAGAUUUUGACUUUUUCCGUUCUGACACUUUCUGCCAAGUGAGGAGAUGGGAAAAGACACCGGGGCUUCCUUUAGUACCGGCGGACAUGCUGCCUGGACUGGCGGAACAGACCAGCCUUUCAGCCCCCUGCUUCUCCACUCUUGGCCUCCCAGAUCUGCAGGAUACAUCUCUGGUUGGAGCUGAGGCAGGAAAGGGGCUCAGGGGACUGCCAGGGAUGGAACCAAGAUGGUUAGGUCUACUGACGGCCCUCCAAGGUCCCGCUGGCCCCUCUCACCUCUAGGGCAGGCAAGAUUUAAGCUGCAGAAGCCAGUGGCAGCUAAGAUGGAGACCUGGGCCCACUGAAGCAUGCAGAACCCCCAGGUCUUUGUCUUUCUUCUCUUCCCAGUGCAGGAAAGACUUGGCUGGUGUAUGCACGGGGUCUAUGGUAGUGUGAGAGGGUGGCUGUUGGACUCCAGGCCUGACAAGUGGGGGGUGGGGGGGCGGGGACAGGGCCUUGUUUAGAAUGCCUGUCACCAGAGCCUCUCUGGGCUGAAUGUAUGUCAGUGCUAUAAAUGCCAGAGCCAACCUGGACUUCCUGUGAUUUUCACAAUCUUGGGGCUGAUGAAAAAGGGGGAGUUUCUGUUGUUGUUGCUGCUGUUUGGGUUGUUGGUCUGUGUAACAUCCAAGCCAGCAUUUUAAAAGCUUUCUGGAUCCAUGGGGAGAGAAGUGAUAUGGUGAAGGGAAAUGGGGGUGGGUGGGGGUGGGGGUGGUAUUUGAACACAGUUGAAUUUUUUUUUCUAAAAAGAAAAGAGAUAAAGGAGCUUUCCAGAUUUCAGAUUCUGUUUUUUAUCACCUAUCAGGUUUUGUCUGAAAUUAUUAUUAUUAUUAUUUUUUUUUUAAGAAAUGAAAUAUCCUCUCUCCUUGCAAGCUAGAAUUAGGAAAAUCAGGGUGGGGGUGGGGGGUGGAGAAGGUUAUCUGGACAUCCUCAUUUUACCCCAGAGCACCAGAAGCCCGAGGGAGCGGUUUCUGAGACCUGCCCUGCCCCCAAGCCGCAGCCCAGCCUUGCCUUCUGGAAUGCGUGGUUCUCCCGGGGGUGCCUGUGGGCAGGACGCACAGCUGAACGCCCAGCUGCUUCUCAGCUAGGGGAAUGGUGGGCAGUGGGCGCGAGAGAGCCCCUCACAGCGUCCAGUCAAGUCCACACGGAAGCCGUCACCCUCAGUCCCUUCAUUGGUGAGUCUCUUCUCCCCAGGAUGCCCAGCAUUCAAGUGAAAACACUCGAUUCUAUUCCCAAGGCAAAGUUUCCACGAACGUGCGUACUAAGUUGCCCCCAUGGACUAUAGCCCGCCAGGCAAGAAGACUGGAGUGGGGUGCCAUGCCCUCUUCCAGGGGAAUCUUCCUGGCCCAGGGACUGAACCCGCGUCUCCUGCAUCCGCAGGCGGGUUCUUUACCACUAGCGCCACCUGGGAAGCCCAGGUUCCCACGACCGUGUUCUGUAAAUGGCCUGUCUUGCCCCGUGCUGUUUCAUUUUCCCCACCCUCCCUCCCCGGUCUCUCCCUUCUCCCAGAUAAAAACUGGGAGAACCCAGCAAAGGGAGACCCUCGUGGAGAUCGGCUGGGCACGGGGUUGCUGCCCUUGAGGUUGCUGGUCCUACAAGCCGCGGAGCCGGGCGCGCUCGGCAGCGGCGGGGCCCGGGAAGAGGGGCUGUGCCCUCCACGCGGCCUCUCCGGGCCCUGAUCGGCGCCUCCACCGAGGGAGGAGGUGCCCCGAGGGCUGGGCUGGACGGGCCGAGCUGCGAGGCAGGAAUGCCCCCUGCAGUAUCGCCCCGAUUCCGCGGCGCUUCCGGAAGGCGCCUUCCCCUCGGCGCCUGGGACCGGGGCGGGGGGAGCGGUGGGGGUGGCCGGGGGCCGCGUGCCGGGCCCGGGGCGGGGGCGGCGGGGCAGCCGGUGGUCUCCGGGGGCCCGGCGCGGUUGCUAUGCGUUGCCGUGAAACGCCUGUCAAUAAAGCCUGUUUGGACAGUG
This is a messenger RNA of Cervus elaphus (red deer), 3493 nucleotides long. It is a transcript of the gene CDX2, whose product is annotated as caudal type homeobox 2. The coding region runs from base 387 to 1199 and encodes 270 amino acids. Gene Ontology annotation, biological process: anterior/posterior axis specification; embryo development; animal organ morphogenesis. The transcript has 3 exons. Gene Ontology annotation, molecular function: RNA polymerase II transcription regulatory region sequence-specific DNA binding; DNA-binding transcription factor activity, RNA polymerase II-specific. The record is from RefSeq and is a predicted model, not a curated record. Gene Ontology annotation, cellular component: nucleus. Lineage: Eukaryota; Metazoa; Chordata; Mammalia; Artiodactyla; Cervidae.